UCCAUAUACCGGUAAACAUGACCGAGCACUAAAAGUGCAUUAACUGCAGUGUAAACAGGGUAGAGUUUUCCUAUUAGCAGAAUAUAUAAGUGUGAAUCAGACGGAAGUGCGCUCUGUAAGUCCGGACACUGUGUGUGUCCAGCAGCAGCACUGCUGAGUGUGAGCUGGGGGAGACACACAAUGGGUAAAGCUGAAAUGACAUGCUGAAGAGAAUGAGGAUCUAAACCAUUAUCCAAUAGAAAAUAAGACCCUGUUAAAGAGCAGAAUUAAAGAGCAGAGUGUGUGCAGUGCUGAGGGAUGGACUUGGACUUGGACACGUGGUGAGAGGAGAGAGAGAGAGAGAGAGAGAGAGAGAGAGAGCUACUGCCAACCCACACGGGCUAAAGAUUUGGAAAGACGACACAGCUAACGAUAUGGAGGAGGAACGAGCUGACAAUAGAAAGAAGUCACCAAAAAUAUGUGGCACCAACUACCCACUCAGCAUUUCCUUCAUUGUAGUCAAUGAGUUCUGUGAGAGAUUCUCUUAUUAUGGCAUGAAAGCGGUGCUCACACUUUACUUCAUCAAUUACCUCCACUGGAGCAAGGACUUCUCCACUGCUAUAUACCAUGCAUUCUCUGGCCUGUGCUACUUUACUCCUCUAAUAGGGGCCAUCAUAGCUGACUCAUGGCUGGGAAAGUUUAAAACCAUCAUCUAUCUGUCAAUCGUGUAUGUCAUUGGUCAUGUAAUAAAGUCUGUUGGUGCGAUUCCAUCUGUAGGGGACAGCACUGUGCACAUUGCUCUGUCCAUGUUGGGGCUCAUCCUCAUUGCUUUUGGGACUGGAGGAAUCAAACCUUGUGUGUCAGCGUUUGGUGGGGACCAAUUUGAGGAAGAGCAUAUAAAGGAGAGAAGAAAGUUCUUCUCAAUCUUCUAUAUGUCAAUCAAUGCUGGGAGUGUGCUUUCGACCCUCGUCACACCAGUUCUAAGAGGUGACGUUCAGUGUUUUGGAGGUGAUUGCUAUGCUCUUGCCUUUGGAGUUCCUGCGGCUUUAAUGUUCAUCGCUUUGGUGGUUUUCAUUCUUGGCAGUGGGCUAUAUAAAAAGUCCCCACCUGAGGGAAAUGUCUUGUUGAACGUCUGCAAGUGCAUUGGGUUUGCCAUACGCAAUCGGUGGAGAAGCAGAAAGAAAAGCCCAAGACGGAAUCACUGGCUGGACUGGGCUGAGGAGAAGUAUUCGAAAACUCUUAUUCAGGAGACCAAAAUGGUGCUCUGUGUGCUGGUUCUCUACAUCCCAUUGCCCAUGUUCUGGGCUCUCUUUGAUCAGCAGGGAUCUCGCUGGACUCUACAAGCCACACGGAUGAACAUGGAUUUUGGUGGAGGUUUUGUAAUAAAGCCUGAUCAAAUGCAGACGCUGAAUGCUUUGCUCAUUCUGAUAUUCAUUCCUAUCUUUGACAUGGGUGUGUACCCGCUCAUCCGUCUUUGUCGGAUCAACCUCACGCCUCUAAGGAAGAUGACCACAGGAAUGAUCCUUGCUGCACUCGCCUUCUGUGCUGCAACUGUAGUGGAAGUCAAUGUCAUCAAAACGGUUGUGGAACCUCCACCAGCCAAAGAGUGUUUGCUACAAGUCCUUAACCUUGUUAAUGGAGAGGCUGUGUCUGUAGAAAUUACAGGACAUAAUAUUUUCCCUGACAAAAUAGAACCAUAUAAGGAUCCUUUGGAAUACACCAGACUUCCACUUGAGGAUGUCAGCCAAGUCUUCCCAGUCACUGUUUCUCAAAAUGGAGUGGCUCACCAGUGCCAACUUAACGUCAGUGAGCACACUGUCUAUAGCCUCAUCUUGUAUAGUGAGGGCACUAGUAUUGAGUGUAAACAGGAAAAGGAUAAUAUCAUGAAAUCUGUGAAUGGAGAAGCCGUCGUCAGAUUUAUUAAUAGCCGAUCAGAGGACAUGAACAUAACAGUAGGCAGUGUAACAUUCUUUGCACCAAGCAGUUACGGGAUCUCUGAAAGCAAAAGUGUUGAAAGAGGAAAAUACACAGAAGUUUCCUGCGAAUCACAGACAAAGACACAUCUUAUUGAUCUGGGGCUUCUUGACUUUGGUGCCACCUACACAUUCACUCUUGGCGGGGACACAGAAGCCAUACAAAUUAAUAAGACUGAGGAUGUCCAGGCAAACAAUGUGCACAUUGCUUGGCAGAUCCCACAGUACGUCCUCAUCACUGCAGGGGAGGUCAUGUUCUCAAUCACUGGUCUAGAAUUUUCAUAUUCACAGGCCCCAGCGAGUAUGAAGUCUGUGCUGCAAGCAGGAUGGCUUCUUACUGUGGCUUUUGGGAAUGUCAUUGUGCUGAUUGUGGCAGAGGGAGCUGGGCUGGAGCAGUGGUCAGAGUUUCUGCUCUUUGCUGCACUGCUGAUUGCGGUCAGCAUCAUCUUCUCCAUCAUGGCCUAUUUCUACACCUAUGUUGACCCUGAUCAGGUGGCCAAGCUCGCCAAAGAUGAUGAAAAAAUGACUGACUUCAAGGAGAAAGAAAAAGAGAAUAUGGACAUGAUUGAUGCCCAGAAGAUGACAAAGCUAUAGCACAGCUACUUGUUGCUUCUGAUGUAUAAUUUAUACUAAAUCAGAUCAAAACUAAUCAUAUCAGUCAGAAAGUUCUGUUUAUUGCAUUUUUUUUUUAAUAAUGGCAAUUUUCGGAUGAUUCAAGGACUUUAUCCUUAUUUGAUCCCUUCAACUGAUGGAUCAUAUAUAUUUAAGGCAAGAAAUAACUAAAUACAAAUUUUUCUGGCUGUAUUUAUUUGUGUUUAUGUACAGUUAGGUCCAUAAAUAUUUGGACAGAGACAACAUUUUUCUAAUUUUGGUUCUGUACAUUACCACAAUGAAUUUUGAACAAAACAAUUCAGAUGCAGUUGAAGUUCAGACUUUCAGCUUUAAUUCAGUGGGUUGAACAAAAUGAUUGCAUAAAAAUGUGAGGAACUAAAGCAUUUUUAAAACACAAUCCCUUCAUUUCAGGGGCUCAAAAGUAAUUGGACAAAUUUAAUUGUAAAUAAAAUGUUCAUUUCUAAUACUUGGUUGAAAACCCUUUGUUGGCAAUGACUGCCUGAAGUCUUGAACUCACUGACAUCACCAGACACUGUGUUUCCUCCUUUUUAAUGCUGUGCCAGGCCUUUACUGCACCGGUUGUCAGUUGCUGUUUGUUUGUGGGCCUUUCUGUCUGAAGUUUAGUCUUUAACAAGUGAAAUGCAUGCUCAAUUGGGUUGAGAUCAGGUGACUGACUUGGCCAUUCAAGAAUAUUCCACUUAUUUGCUUUAAUAAACUCCUGGGUUGCUUUGGCUUUA
This is a messenger RNA of Neoarius graeffei (lesser salmon catfish), 3301 nucleotides long. Its product is annotated as solute carrier family 15 member 2-like. Gene Ontology annotation, biological process: oligopeptide transport; transmembrane transport. Bases 414 to 2546 code for a protein of 710 amino acids. Gene Ontology annotation, cellular component: membrane. Gene Ontology annotation, molecular function: dipeptide transmembrane transporter activity. The record is from RefSeq and is a predicted model, not a curated record. The transcript is spliced from 23 exons. NCBI's taxonomy places the organism in Eukaryota, Metazoa, Chordata, Actinopteri, Siluriformes, Ariidae.